Molecule: messenger RNA, 645 nt
Organism: Ichthyophthirius multifiliis
Lineage: Eukaryota; Ciliophora; Oligohymenophorea; Hymenostomatida
Exons: 4
Biological process (GO): mRNA splicing, via spliceosome
Cellular component (GO): U2-type catalytic step 1 spliceosome
Source: RefSeq, a predicted model, not a curated record
AUGGCAGAACGUAAAGUAUUAAUUAAAUAUUAUCCCCCAGAUUUUAAUCCUGCGAAAUUAAUAAAAAAUAAACGUCCAAUAGAUAAAUAGGAUAAUGUUCGUAUGAUGCUUCCUAUGACUGUUAGAUGUAAUACAUGUGGUAAUUAUUUAUCUAUAGGAACAAAAUUUAAUAUGAGAAAAGAAACGGUUUUAAAUGAAAAUUAUUUAGGAAUAAGAAUUUAUAGAUUUUAUUUAAAAUGCACACAUUGCUAUACAGAAAUAACAUUUAAAACCGAUCCGAAAAAUCAUGAUUAUGUACUAGAAUAUGGAGCAACAAGAAACUAUGAAGCAUCUAGAGAUAAUGAAAAAGCGGAAGAAACACUAAAAUAAUUAAGGGAUAAUGAUGAAGAAGGAAAUGCUAUGAGAUUUUUAGAAAAUAGAACAAUGGAUAGCAAAAGGGAAUUAUAAAUAUUAGACGCUUUAGAUGAAAUUAGACAUAAUAGCAAAAAAACACUUUAUUUGACUCCUGAAGAAUUAAUAAAAAGAAUGGUUGAAUAACAAAUAAAAAAUUAAAUUUAUGAAGAAUUAGAUGAAAAUGAAAAUCUUAAAAUGUAGGAUUUUAAAGAAAAUUUUGUUAAUUACUCAAGUGAUGAUGAUGAUAAUUGA